AUGAAGCCAAACCGGAGAAGAUGGAUUGAUCUCGGAUCAGACAGGGCUAAGGAGCUGGAAGAGAUGGGGCUUUGGAUCGGAGUUCAUGCCGACGAUGAUGAUGAGAGGGAUGAAUCCGUAGUGAGUGGCGACUUUGGCCUUCUUGAGAGACCAGUUGCUCCAUUCCUUGAGGAGCUGCAACUUGGAUUUGUUAUUGGAAGAGGAAGCUCCCUUUGGUCCUUUCCCUUUUCCUCUGGGCUUCAACGAAAGUGUAGAAUCCAUUGUUUCCGAUCUCAGAGUUUCCCUUCUUCUCUCUGUGUGUAA
Molecule: messenger RNA, 303 nt
Organism: Eruca vesicaria subsp. sativa (arugula)
Lineage: Eukaryota; Viridiplantae; Streptophyta; Magnoliopsida; Brassicales; Brassicaceae
Source: the annotation of a GenBank genome assembly